Messenger RNA from Fusarium keratoplasticum, 1695 nucleotides. RefSeq lists its product as uncharacterized. The transcript has a single exon. Gene Ontology annotation, molecular function: zinc ion binding; transcription cis-regulatory region binding; DNA-binding transcription factor activity, RNA polymerase II-specific. Gene Ontology annotation, cellular component: nucleus. Gene Ontology annotation, biological process: positive regulation of transcription by RNA polymerase II. NCBI's taxonomy places the organism in Eukaryota, Fungi, Ascomycota, Sordariomycetes, Hypocreales, Nectriaceae. Bases 1 to 1695 code for a protein of 564 amino acids. The record is from RefSeq and is a predicted model, not a curated record.
AUGGAGUCAGACAUCCCUGGCAUCGGAACAGAUGAGUCGCGUGCUCUCUUGCAGCAUGUGCCGGCUCCCCGCAGCAAACCCCGAUCUAGGAAUGGAUGCUGGACCUGUCGUGGCAAGGCCGCAAAGAAGCGUUGUGACGAGAGACGCCCCAUCUGUGGGAGAUGCGCCCGGCUUGGCCUCUUUUGCGACUAUCGCCCAAGACCGCGGAAGUCAAAGGCUUCAAGAUCGUCGCCGAGCCCGUCCUUGACACCGAGGCAGCCGAAUCCUAUUUCCCCUGCUGCCAGUUUAGCCCCUCCUACCGACGCCCCCUGCUCGCUAUCCCUGGCCCAGGUUGACCAUGAAGCUAUUCGCUAUUUCCGGACGGCAUUCGCCAGUCUUCAUCACACCAAGCACCAGGAGUACUCAUGUAUCUCCAUCAUGUUUACUCUUGCCCAGGAGGACCCGAUGGUAAUGCAUAUGGCUCUAGCGCUCAGCUUUGGAGACAUGGACCUAAAACGUCCCAACCCAUCCCCAAAAUGCAGCCAGCGACCGACCUAUCAUUACUCGUCUGCCUUGCGACUCCUGGCCGACGCUGUCGGUCGCGAAGAGCCAUGCGAGGAUUUUGAUUCCCUCCUUACGACUCUAUGGCUCAUGAUUUUGUACGAGCAGCAGUUCGGGCACUCGCAGAGCCAGGGCUGUACCAACCAUAUCAAGGGGGCCGCUUCUCUUCUUCAACACCGGAUGAACAAGCUUCUCCGGUUUCCAACAUCUGACCAAGAUGUGGAUGCGCCAGCUUAUGCUCUGACACGAAGGUCGGGCUCAGGUACAAGGCCAAUGCUUUCGUUAUACUCGGCCCGUAUGCUGGUAUGGAUCUCUGGAUCGGACGCGGCCGCAGCUUCAACAGGAGGAGGUGGUCACUUCAAUAGGACCUUGAUGUCUCUCCUAUCUGAAACACAACAGGAGGAUAGUGGCGCCAAUCUGAAUGAUCCAUUUGGGCCCCCUCCGCUCUCCCCUCUACAGAGUUACAUGCGCAUGCACCGCUACUCGAACCCGUUAUACCGUGUUGCCUGGGGCCACACAUAUCCCCAAGCCGAACUCCUGGAUGAUCUUCAAAAUCGCAACAUUUACAAUCUCUUGACCGUCUGCAACCUCCUGCGCUUCAUGGUGGCCGAACUGGCUUCCAUUCCCGACAUUUCAUCAAACGAGUUUCAACAGCAGGCAGCAAGCGUCUCUGCCGCGAUUAGAAACGCCAAUUAUACAUACGCAGAGCUGUUGGAAGUUUCUCGCGAGUUGUGCACAGAGACGGAUCAUAGCCAAAGACUCGUCGCCAAUAUUCGAUAUAUCGUUCCCAUCUUCUACGGCAUCCAACUCGAGUUCCUCCGCAUCACACAACCAAACUCACCUCUCGGGCAAGGAAAAAGGCAGCGUCUUAUUCUUGCGGAAAUCAUGCGGCUGGCAUUCCAGCUGCGUAGUCACUGGGGCGACGAUGGACUGAGGAAGAUUGCGUGGCCGCUCUUUCUAGCUGGACUCGAGACGGAUGAUCUACUCCAUCGAGAAUGGAUCCUUGAGAGGUUUCAAAAGAUGAGCGAGAUGGGGGAACAUCUAAAGCGGGCGUUCAAUUUCCUCAAGGAUGCCUUAGUUAUUCAGCAGGGUAGUGGCCGCAGAGUUGACAUCAGAGAGAUGAUGAAGGGGUAUCCCAUAUUUGUGCUAGGCUAG